AGGGGGAUUUUUUUUUCUUCUUUCCCGUGCGCCGAGUUCUUGCCCCGUUGGUCGUUUAUACUCAUUUUGCAGUUUGUUAUCCGGUUUCUUAUUCCCCUACUUGGGAUUUUUUUUAUCGAUCUGCGAUUCGUCUGCAUUUGGGUCAUUUCUUGGGAAAUCUAGACCGCAGGUAGCUCUGUUCUUGUUAUUCUCUUAUCUAAUAAAGAUGCUCUGCUAAUUUUGUUUCGAUUUGAAGGGCGUCAGAGACCUACUUGUCUCUUUGAUUGAUGCAGUGUUUUUCCCCCCCCAGAGAUCCUAUGCCAGAUUCCACAGAGAAACACUUUCUUCUUCGAUGUCGAGAUUUUUCGAAUUUCUUGUUAUACGUUUUCACCACCCAAAACUGCAUUCUUUCUCGUCGCUAAAUUUUUUUCACCACCUCUCGCGCUACUGCCUCAAGAUCUGUUUGGGUUUGGUUUAUCGUUUACAGCUUAUGAACUAUAUAUAACCCUCACGAAAAAAGGGCGGAAAUAGAAAGAAACACGAGAGUGCGUUCCGUUUCCGUGUAGAAAGGCGACACCUUUUUUGGCACCCAGCAUUUCCUUUCCUUGUUUUCCAAUUGGAGGAAUACAAUGCCGUAACGAAACAAUCAAACAAGGAAGGCUCUUUUGCAUCCCUUUUUUGGGGGCCAUUGCGGUGUUGAUAAGAAAAGGAGAUAGCUCCCUGUACCAGUCCUGUUUCGAUUUCCUCCGCGGUUUUGAUUUCUGAGGCCGUGAGUGUCAGGCAUGGAGCACUGCUAUUUGAGGCAGCCGAUCCCGAGGGCCGAGGCAAUGCCUGAGAGGAGGUCCAGGUUCUGGCAGAUGGAUGCGCCGCCGCCGCCCCGGGCGGAGGUCAUCUGCCCUCAGCCUCGCCGUGCCACCCGGACUCCCUUCGCUGUGGAAACCGUGAACAAAGCCAGCCCCAAGACGAACGGUGCAUUUCCGCUGUACAGAUCAGACUCCACUUGUGAUAUACUUGAUCUUAUCCUCAGUAAGAAUGACUCAGAUGGAGAUUCGAGCAGCCAGGUCGGCUUUUUAUGUGGCUCACCUCCAGUACGCACUAACAACCCUGUUAUCCAUGAUCCACAGUUUGGUAAAAAAGUGCCAUCCUUUUCUCCUUUAGGGAGCUCCUAUGGCAAAGCGCCAACAGUAAGAGUUGAAGUAGGCUCGCCAUCUUGUGGUGUUAGCAGCAGCCCAAAAGUAAGAAUCGAAGGUUUCGCCUGUGGCAACUCUGAGACCCACUAUGCAGUUACCUUUGUCUGAGCAUUUCGUUGUUAUGUUCCUGAUUUUGCCCUCGGACCGACCGUUCCUUGUGAAUCACCAUGGUGGCGUGCAGGAUAUAAGUAGUACCUUUAAGCUAGCCUGAUUAGAGUCGCCUUUUGCCCUUCUGACUGGCAUUUGAAACUGCACAAUUGCAGUGAGCAGUAAGAUGUAUAUAAGUGAGGUCCCCGCAUAUGUAACCAUAUAUGAUGUAUGUGUCUAGAAUGUAGCUGGAGUUCUGGUGUUUCAUGGAUAAUGAGCCUCUGUGAAUAUAGCCGUUUUUUUUUUUUUUUUGCAUAAGGUACAGCAUGGAGUUUUCAGUUAUAAUGAAUGCAUCUUUGUUUUGUGUCA
Messenger RNA from Sorghum bicolor (sorghum), 1625 nucleotides. RefSeq lists its product as uncharacterized. The transcript is spliced from 4 exons. The coding region runs from base 762 to 1277 and encodes 171 amino acids. The record is from RefSeq and is a predicted model, not a curated record. NCBI's taxonomy places the organism in Eukaryota, Viridiplantae, Streptophyta, Magnoliopsida, Poales, Poaceae.